AUGGCUGAGGCAGAUGUGUCCAUGACUGAGGUAGUUGUGUCCGUGGCUGAGGCAGAUGUGCUCAUGGCUGAGGCAGAUGUGUCCGAGGCUGAGGCAGAUGUGUCUGUGGCUGAGGCAGGUGUGUCCGUGGCUGAGGCAGAUGUGUCCGUGGCUGAGGCAGAUGUGUCCGUGGCUGAGGCAGAUGUAUCCAUGGCAGAGGCGUCCAUGACUGAGGCAGAUGUGUCCAUGACUGAGUAUCUCAACUUUGUUGAGUGGGCCAAUGGCAUUCUGGAGGAGCAGCAGGACUAUGAUGCCGAAGCUCAGACUGCUCUCCCAGAGAAGAGAACAACAACAAAAAAGAAGAGAAAACCAGGUGAGUUGGCAGAAGACGAACCCAUUGCUAAUGCAGACAUGGAUUACAAAAUCAAGAUCCACAAUGUGAGAAAAGAGCCUUCCAAAGACAGCCAUGAAGGAGCUCCGCAAAAAUGCUUACUGGAAUUUGAUGAACACGCCACUGUUGAGGCAUUGCAGGCUGAACUGAUCAGCCUUGCACAACAGUGGGAAAGACUGAAACAGUCAGCAUUGGAGGAGUACAACAGCAGGGCUGCCGCCGCCACCAGUGAUGUAUCAGGGGAAGGCUUUGAGGAUCCUGAUGAAAGGGUGGAGUUGUACAAUCUGCUCACGGAUGCGUAUCACAUCAUUAAUUUGGGCUACAAGUUCCUCCUCACCCUAUCCAUCACUCAGGUGGCUUGUGAGAGGACCGUCUCCACCAUGAAAUUUGUGAAGAACCACCUAAGAACCUCCCUCACUCAAGAGAACCUUGAAGCAUUCCUUUUGAUGGCAACAGAGAAGGAGAUUAUUAUGGGACUUGGCAAAGAUGAUAUCAUUGACAAGAUGUCAGAGAGCACAGGAGAGAAAUGUGGAUCCUCUGGGGAGCCUCAACAACAUCAUGAUGCUGACGAGGCAGAGAAGAGUCUCUCCACAUCAGAACACCUCAAGAAACACCAGCAGAGACCCACUGGAAAGAAAUCUCACCACUGCUCUGACUGUGGGAAGAGUUACUCAAGAUCAGAUUCACUAAAAGUGCACCAGAGAAUUCACACAGGUGAUAAAUCUCAUUGCUGCUCUGACUGUGGGAAACGUUGCAAAUCUUCAUCAGAACUUAAAAUACACCUGAGAAUUCACACAGGAGAGAAAUCUUACUGCUGCUCUGACUGUGGGAAAUGUUUCUCAAGAUCAAAUUCACUAAAAGUACACCUGAGAAUUCAUACUGGAGAGAAAUCUCACAGCUGCUCUGACUGUGGGAAGAGAUUCGGCUCUUCGUCAGACCUUAAAAUACAUCAAAGAAUUCACACAGGAGAGAAACCUUUUGGCUGUGAUCAGUGUGGGAGGAGUUUUACUCUGCUACAAAACCUGAAAUCACACCAGAGAAUACACGCUGGAGAGAAACCUUAUGGCUGUGAUCAAUGUGGGAAGAGUUUUUCUCGGCCAAGCAACCUGAAAUCACACCAGAAAAUACACACUGGAGAGAAACCUUAUGGCUGUGAUCAAUGUGGGAAGGGUUUUACUCUCUCAAGCUGCCUGAAAUCACACCAGAGAAUACACACUGGAGAGAAACCAUAUAGCUGUGAUCAUUGUGGGAAGAGUUUUGUUACAGCUAGCCAACUGACUGUACACCAGAGAACACACACAGGACAGAAACCUUUUAGCUGUAAUCAAUGUGGGAAGAGUUUUGUUACAUCUAGCGAUCUGACUGUACAUCAGAGAAUACACACAGGAGAGAAAUCCUAUAGCUGUAAUGAAUGUGGGAAGAGUUUUACUCAGUCAAGUAGCCUGAAUAGACACCAGCGAACACACACAGGAGAGAAACCUUAUGGCUGUGAUCAAUGUGGGAAGAGUUUUGUUUCAUCUCAAAAUUUGAAGGUACACCAGAGAACACACACAGGAGAGAAAUCUUUUAGCUGUGCUCAAUGUGGGAAGAGUUUUACUUGGCUUUACAGCCUGGAAUCACACCAGAGAACACAUACAGGAGAGAACUCUCAUAGCUGUUUUCAAUGUGACAAGAGAUACUCUGAUAAAAGAUCUCUGAUCAAACAUCAGAAAGUACAUGCAUGAAGGAGUUUUUUCAUGAUAUCAAUGAAAUAAUGUCACAAUGUUUUAACAUUGUAGAAGGAGUAUUUUAAUAAUUUCACAAUGUGGGUAGUUGUUUCAGUGACUUGAAAACAACAUAAUUUCAACAUACUUGCAAUCUGUACACAUAGAGUUAUAUAAUAAAUUGGUCUGUAAUCAAUAAUAAUACAUUUUAUUAACAAUCUUACAUCACUCCAGUAUUCCUUGACAACAUUCAAGUGCUAAUUGUCUUCAUUCCACUACUGAAUAAGCAUGACUCAUAUUUCAAACAUUCAGCCUGACUAAAGACAUCCAGCCUGUUUUAUUAUUGCCAAUACAUAUUAAUGUACAUUUGGUUUUGAUAUUUCAGAUUUACAAUUCAUGUAAUAAUUAUUAAUGCAACCAACUGACAAUUUUUGGGUACUAUUAUAUUGACAUUGUUGCCCUGCUUUUAGAAUAUCAGGGUUCAUUCUCAGAUGUGCCAACCCAAAUGUACUAGAGCAUGACAUUGGGGACUGGGCCCCGAUCCAACAACAUGCCUAUCUAGUGAACCCGGAAAAGAGAGAGAAGCUCUGUAGUGAGGUGGAAAGUUACUACGGAUAUUGCAGGAGUUUCCUCUUGAAAUCAGACAUGUCCGUGGUAAGGACAACUUGGUUGCUG
Salmo salar (Atlantic salmon) is the source of this 2748-nucleotide messenger RNA. The record is from RefSeq and is a predicted model, not a curated record. Lineage: Eukaryota; Metazoa; Chordata; Actinopteri; Salmoniformes; Salmonidae.